Messenger RNA from Dreissena polymorpha, 1750 nucleotides. RefSeq lists its product as uncharacterized. NCBI's taxonomy places the organism in Eukaryota, Metazoa, Mollusca, Bivalvia, Myida, Dreissenidae. The transcript has 3 exons. The record is from RefSeq and is a predicted model, not a curated record. Bases 141 to 1559 code for a protein of 472 amino acids.
GGUUUUGGUGUGACGUCACAGGAAGGGGUUUUCCGUUACUAAAAAUAGAUUGGCCGUCAACCUCUCGAUCGCGGCCAAUUGCACUGCAUACACUUCACAAAUCAAUCGUACAUUGUUGGCACUUUUAACGCAUUUUCAUAAUGGGAAAGGAAUGUAUUGUUGUUGGCUGUACUAACAGAGACACUGAUAAGCAGGAAGGCCUGAAGUUUCAUAGACUUCCAAAGCAGGAAUAUAGACGAAAGUUGUGGUUGCAAGCAAUCAAUAGAAAGAAUCCCAGUACAGGAGAAUUUUGGAUUCCACGGGAUGAUGGAGCGCGUGUUUGCAGUGAACACUUUAUUGAAGGGAAAAGUGAUGAUUCUAAGAGUCCUGAUUAUGUCCCAUCUGUCAACAUGGGAUACCACACACCACUCCGAAGCCUGGAUCGGUAUAACAGACUCCUGGGUCGCAAAUCAGUGCAGCCUGUCAAGCGACAACUUCCCUUCGAAGACUCACAAAGCCGGGCAACAGAUACAACCGCUGCAGAGGCUCUGCUAGACCUGUCAUCUUCAAGAUCCCCAUCCCCAGAUGAAAAUGACCAAGGUAAUGGCCACGAGACCUUCAUCAAGUUGCUUGCCGAAGCAAAUAUCAAGGUCAAGAUGGUGACCCAAGAGCUCAACCGACUCACUCUUGAAAACCACAGUCUUCAAACAGCGAGGUUUUGCACCAGGUAUACACGACUGAACGAAGAGGAAAUCAAGUUCUACACAGGACUGCCUUCCAGUGCGGCAUUUGUGUGGCUUGUGAGCUAUGUAAGAGACGUUCUCCCUAAAUCAAAUUCUUUGACAAGUGAGGAUGUUCUUCUACUGGUUCUUAUGAAAAUAAGAAUCAACCCGCCACAGAGGGACAUUGCAUUCAGGUUCGGGAUCUCAGAGACAACAUUAACAACUUACUUUGAUGUCGCUAUACCUGCCCUUGCUAAAAAGUUAGUGUUUCUAGUGAGGUGGCCAGGUAAAGAAGAACUUAUGUCUUGUCGGCCACAAUGUUUUAAAGAAACAUUUCCAAGAUGUGUGUCAGUAAUUGAUUGCACGGAGAUAUUCAUUGAGGCCCCAGCUGACUUUGAAGCCAGGAAUGCUACGUACAGUACGUAUAAACACAACAACACUCUGAAAUACUUUGCCAGUAUAACACCAGCUGGAAGUGUGUUGUUUGUGUCCAAAGGCUACCCUGGAAAAACGUCAGACAAGAUCUUGACAAAUGACUGUGGAUAUUUAAACUUCAUCGAGAGCGGUGAUGUUGUGUUAGCAGAUCGCGGGUUUCUCAUUGCGGAUGAACUGAAUGAGCUUGGUGCAGAGCUUGUGAUACCCGCAUUUACUCGUGGAAAGACACAACUCAGUGCGCGAGAGGUUGAAAGGGGGAGGAAGAUUUCCAACGUACGAAUACAUGUUGAACGGGCUAUGGAAAGACUAAAAAACUUUCGAAUCCUGUCAGACAAGAUGCACUCGAAUCUGGUUCCACAUGCAGACAGUAUAUUUACAGUUUGUGCUGCGUUGGUCAAUCUGCAUCCAAAUUUAGUAAACUGACCUGCAAAAGCCAAGAGAACACCUUUGGUAUCUAGGGUACUAGGGUAUUGAAUAAGGAUUUAACGUUACAACUGAAGCGAUAUAAUUAAAAUCUGUUGGGCACGCAGUUUUUAUUUAAUUUAAAUCAUUGACUGCUUAAAUUAUAAGACAGCCUAAAAAGAUGUGCACAAGGAUCUAAUAAAUUGAUUAAA